AUGGCUUUCAAGUUGCCCUUUCUUCUUCUUCUUCUUGCUUUCUUUGCUCUUUCACUCCUUAUCACCUUGGAGGUAGCAGCUAGGGACUUGCCUGAGUCUUCCUCUAAUCAUGCUGAGGCAGAGACAAUGACACAUGGAGCGGUAGAUGAUGCCAAAUAUGGUUAUGGAGAUUACCCAGGGCGUGGUGGUUAUUAUGGCGGUGGUUAUCCUGGUCGUGGGGGUUAUGGCGGCGGCUAUCCUGGUCGCAGUGGCUACGGAGGUGGUUACCCUGGCCGCGGUGGCUAUGGCGGUGGCUAUCGGGGAGGAUAUUGCCAAUAUGGAUGCUGUGGCGGGUGGUACGGAGGGAGCUGUAGAAGAUGCUGUUAUUACGCUAGUGAAGCUGUGAAUGCGCAACCAAAUACCGAAACUCAUAACUAA
Molecule: messenger RNA, 417 nt
Organism: Neltuma alba
Lineage: Eukaryota; Viridiplantae; Streptophyta; Magnoliopsida; Fabales; Fabaceae
Product: glycine-rich cell wall structural protein-like
Exons: 2
Coding region: 1-417 (138 amino acids)
Source: RefSeq, a predicted model, not a curated record